Petromyzon marinus (sea lamprey) is the source of this 1662-nucleotide messenger RNA. RefSeq names its product tubulin alpha chain, testis-specific-like. Gene Ontology annotation, cellular component: microtubule. Gene Ontology annotation, biological process: microtubule-based process. NCBI's taxonomy places the organism in Eukaryota, Metazoa, Chordata, Hyperoartia, Petromyzontiformes, Petromyzontidae. Gene Ontology annotation, molecular function: structural constituent of cytoskeleton; GTP binding. The record is from RefSeq and is a predicted model, not a curated record.
UAGUGGCGUUCAUUCCUGAGUGCGACACAGCUUCACUGUUUGAGAGACCCGUAACGCGUCUCAGGGCAGUUGACGUUCAGCGGUAGUUUGCAUUCAGAGGCUCAAGUCUUCUUUCUGGAAGCUCAUCCCCCCCACCAAGUCAACGACAAUGCGUGAGUGCAUCUCCAUCCACGUGGGCCAGGCCGGUGUCCAGAUGGGCAACGCCUGCUGGGAGCUCUACUGCCUGGAGCACGGCAUCCAGCCCGACGGGCAGAUGCCGUGCCAUGACAACAUCGGCGGUAGUGCCAGCUCCUUCAGCACGUUCUUCAGUGAGACCAGCGCCAGCAAGUACGUGCCCCGCGCGAUAUUUGUCGACCUGGAGCCAACCGUGGUUGAUGAAAUUCGCACCGGCACGUACCGGCAGCUGUACCACCCGGAGCAGAUGAUCACCGGCAAAGAGGAUGCCGCAAACAACUACGCUCGCGGUCACUACACCAUCGGCAAAGAGAUUGUCGACCUGGUGCUGGACCGUAUCCGCAAGUUGGCGGAUCAGUGUACAGGCUUGCAGGGCUUCCUCAUCUUCCACAGCUUCGGUGGAGGCACGGGCUCUGGCUUUGCCGCCCUCCUCAUGGAGCGCCUGUCCGUUGACUACGGCAAGAAGUCCAAGCUGGAGUUCGCCAUCUACCCAGCACCCCAGGUCUCCACGGCCGUGGUGGAGCCCUACAACUCGGUGCUCACCACGCACACCACCCUGGAGCACUCUGAUUGCGCCUUCAUGGUCGACAACGAGGCCAUCUACGAUAUCUGCCGCCGCAACCUGGACAUCGAGCGCCCCACCUACACCAACCUUAACCGCCUCAUCGGCCAGAUCGUGUCGUCCAUCACGGCCUCGCUGCGCUUCGACGGUGCCCUCAACGUCGAUCUCACCGAGUUCCAGACCAACUUGGUGCCCUACCCGCGCAUCCACUUCCCGCUGGUCACGUAUGCACCCAUUAUUUCGGCAGAAAAAGCAUACCACGAGCAGCUGUCGGUGUCCGAGAUCACCAAUGCCUGCUUUGAGCCGGCAAACCAGAUGGUGAAGUGCGACCCCCGCCACGGCAAAUACAUGGCGUGCUGCAUGCUGUACCGAGGAGACGUGGUGCCCAAGGACGUCAAUGCUGCCAUCGCAGCCAUCAAAAUGAAGCGUUCCAUUCAGUUUGUUGACUGGUGUCCCACUGGCUUCAAGGUUGGCAUCAACUACCAGCCACCAACCGUUGUGCCGGGAGGUGACCUGGCCAAGGUGCAGCGCGCCGUCUGCAUGCUGAGCAACACCACUGCAAUCGGGGAGGCAUGGGCUCGACUUGACCACAAGUUCGACCUCAUGUACGCCAAGCGUGCCUUUGUGCACUGGUACGUGGGGGAGGGCAUGGAGGAGGGAGAGUUCUCCGAGGCCCGUGAAGACAUGGCAGCCCUGGAGAAAGAUUACGAGGAAGUUGGUAUCGAUUCGCUGGAAGGAGAGAUGGAGGAUGAAGACGAGUAUUAAGAAGACUUAACGAAAAGCCCAAAGUUGUUGCCAGAUGCCUCUUGAUUGCGCCAUCUGUUUAUUCGUUUACUUCGUGCAAUUUAUUUUCUGAUGCUUUUGUGUCGCAAUUGAAAUUGUAUGUUGCCUAGAUUUGUUUCAAAAUAAAACCCAUUGCAAUGAGA